Haplochromis burtoni (Burton's mouthbrooder) is the source of this 4630-nucleotide messenger RNA. Its product is annotated as kelch-like protein 12. Gene Ontology annotation, molecular function: protein binding. The transcript has 10 exons. Lineage: Eukaryota; Metazoa; Chordata; Actinopteri; Cichliformes; Cichlidae. Bases 2080 to 3813 code for a protein of 577 amino acids. The record is from RefSeq and is a predicted model, not a curated record.
GCUACUGUGACCUGCUGCAGUUUAGUCAACGGGAUAUUAUAGCUGGAUAAAAAUCCCAUCGGGAUUUAAUAUGAUGCCGUUCCGAUAUAUGUGUCCUCACGGUGCAUAGAGUGACCCGGCAGAGGUCGUCAUGGAGUAGCUGUAGUUGAGGGGCUUUGUUAAAGGCAGUACGACUGGGAGCAAAGAACUGGGACAGGGAGACUUUGGUGCUACUAACGUUAGCUAGCUGAGCAACUUAGCUAGACGUUUUUACUGCUGCGACAGGUAUUAUUACAAGUUGUUUUGUGUGUGUGUGUCGCUCCAUGUGUUGUCUUCUUCUGGCCGUCAGCUCACUUUAUAUUGCUGUGUUUUCGUAGUUGUUAUUGUUAGCGCUGGCGUUAGCCGUCAGCUGUCGUUGGCUGCUGCUAGCUAAUGUGUAGCUAUAGUUAUUGCCUCCCAGUGGUGGAAAAAGUAUUCCGAUCUUUUAACGGUAAGUUGUAUUUGCAAGACUGUAGUGGAAAAAUAUUCCAAAAAUGUAAAGUCUGGAAAGAAAAAAACACACAUUGCUCUUAUUUGACUAGCGUUAUUAAAUAUGGUUUUUUAUUCAUAGAAAUAACUGAUCAUUUAAGCCUUUCUACAAGAAGUAGAGUGAUGAGAAAAGUAUUUGCCCCCUUUCUGAGUUUUUUUUUUUUCACUUUUGAAAUCUUCAAAGAACUUUUAAAAUGAGGCAAAUAUAAUCUGAGGUAAUACAAAGGACAGUUUUAAAUGAUGAUUUAAUUUAUUCAUGGCGUAAAGAUAUCCAAACCUAGCCGGCCCUGUGUGGACAAAAGUAAUUGCCCUCUACAACCUUGAUAACUUGUUACACCACCCUUGGAAGGAUGAACCGCAAUGAAGUCUUUGUGAUAACUGGGAAUGAGUCUUUCACAUGUGGAGAAAAUCUGGCCCACUCUUCUUUGCAGAAUGAUUUUAAUACAGCCACAUAAGAAGGUUGUCAAGUAUGAGCGACCAGUUUAAGGUCAUGCCAAAGCAUCUUAAUCUGGUUUCAGUCCAAAAUUUUAGUAGGCUGGUCCAAAAUCUUAUUUUUUUGAGCCGUUAAGAGGCAGACUUGUUUAUGUGUUUCAGGUCCUGCUGCGUAACUCAUGUUAAUUAUACUUGAGCUCCAUGGGACAAACUGAUGACUUCACAUUGUUCUUCAGGAUUUUCUGGUAGAGAGCAGAAUUCAUUGUUCUAUGGUUCACUGGAGUCCCAAAGCCUUAGAAAUGGACGUUAGUGACUGUUUUGAUCAUGUCAUAAUAUGAUGGUUUUUGAGGCCUUUUGGCCUACUUUACUUUGUCAGGCAGGUUACUCUUGUAAUUUCUUGAUUCAGUAGGUGUGGCAGUAAUCAGACCAAAGUGUGGCAAGUGAAAUUGAACUCAGAUUUCCAAAAAAUGUGGUUAAUUGGAGUUAAUUCAUGAUUUCAAAAGGGUAACAAUUCGGUUUUUACACAGGGCCAGGUAGAAUUGGACACCCCCCCCCCCCCCCCUUAAUAAAUCAAGUAAUUGUUUGCAAGAAAUAAAUCCAGAAGUCAGGCAAAUGCAGCACUAUAAAUACUAUAGUGCUUCUAUGAUAGUCAGUAUUUUCUCUCCAUUGCUGUCCUAUAAGCAGAAUAAAUUAUGCUAUUUCUUGUCCUUGCCAAGAAGAAACAUUGUAAAAAUAAUACACAAUACAAAGUAUAUAUAUAUAUUAAGUAAGUAUUAUAUAAUGUAAAAGUUAAUAUAAAAUUUUUUUUCAUGUACAUUUUCAUUAGCAGUUGGGUUUUUUUGUUUGUUUGUUUUUUGUAAAAAGGGUGUAAAAUAGUGAAUCUGUUAUCAUUUCCCACAAAGUGUCACAAACUUAUCUUGUGACUAGCCAGCAGUUCAACCCAACUGACAAAUUACUGACAGACACACACACUGACUAGCUGCAUGACCUGCUUGUACAAUAUAUAAAAAUGUGUCCUUGUGGCGUGCUUUUAUGCUUACUGUGGAAUACCUUUCUUCCCAAAGGAUGUUUUCAAAAUAGACUGUCUUUUUUCCAGAUUCAUUUAGUAGUUUGAGAUCCGUAAGGGAUUCUCAAAGCAGCAUGGCUCCCAAAGACAUCAUGACCAAUUCCCAUGCCAAAUCCAUCCUCAAUGCAAUGAACUCACUUCGCAAGAGCAACACACUCUGCGACAUCACUCUGAGGGUGGAGAACACUGAUUUUCCAGCUCACCGAAUUGUCUUGGCUGCCUGCAGUGACUAUUUUUGUGCCAUGUUCACUAGCGAGCUUGCAGAAAAGGGGAAAUCUUUUGUCGACAUUCAGGGGCUCACGGCAUCCACUAUGGAGAUCUUGUUGGACUUUGUCUACACAGAGACUGUGCUUGUCACGGUGGAGAACGUACAAGAGCUGCUCCCUGCAGCGUGUUUGCUACAGCUCAAAGGGGUGAAAAGAGCGUGUUGUGAUUUUUUGGAGAGCCAACUCGAUCCUUCCAACUGUCUGGGCAUUCGAGACUUUGCAGAGACGCACAACUGCCUUGACCUGAUGCAGGCCGCUGAGCUCUUCUCCCAGAAGCAUUUCUCCGAGGUGGUUCAGCAUGAGGAGUUCAUGCUGCUGAGCCAGACAGAAGUGGAAAAGCUAAUAAAAUGUGACGAAAUUCAGGUGGACUCGGAGGAGCCUGUAUUCGAGGCCGUGUUAAAUUGGGUCAAACACAACCGCAAAGAGCGGGAGCCCUACCUGCCAGACAUGCUGGAGUUUGUUCGGAUGCCGCUGCUGACCCCCCGCUACAUUACAGAUGUCAUUGAUACUGAGCCUCUCAUUCGGUGUAGCCUGCCAUGUCGAGACCUUGUUGAUGAAGCCAAGAAAUUCCACUUAAGACCGGAGCUGAGGAGUGAGAUGCAAGGCCCACGCACACAAGCCAGAUUAGGUGCCAAAGAAGUCCUGCUGGUUAUCGGUGGGUUUGGCAGCCAGCAGUCACCAAUAGACAUAGUUGAAAAAUAUGAUCCCAAAACUCAAGAGUGGACCUUUCUGCCUAAUAUUGCACGGAAAAGGCGUUACGUGGCCACUGUUUCUUUGCACGAUCGAGUCUAUGUGAUCGGGGGCUAUGACGGCCGGUCGCGGCUCAGCUCCGUGGAGUGCCUGGACUACACAGCGGAUGAGGACGGUGUUUGGUACACCGUCGCAACCAUGAAUGUUCGGCGAGGCCUUGCUGGAGCUACAACACUUGGAGAUAUGAUCUAUGUUGCUGGUGGCUUCGAUGGCAGUCGGCGUCAUACCAGCAUGGAGCGAUAUGAUCCAAACAUUGACCAAUGGAGCAUGCUGGGUGAUAUGCAGACAGCUAGAGAAGGAGCUGGUUUGGUGGUGGCCAGCGGGCUUAUAUACUGUCUAGGUGGCUAUGAUGGGCUAAACAUCCUGAAUUCGGUGGAGCGGUAUGACCCACACACAGGCCACUGGACUAGUGUCACACCCAUGGCCACCAAACGGUCAGAUAUGACGGGAACUCUCUCCUCAGCAGUAUCGAAUGUUACGACCCAGUUAUCGACUCUUGGGAAGUUGUUACCUCGAUGGCGACCCAGCGGUGUGACGCGGGCGUUUGUGUUCUACGAGAAAAGUGACGUUUGCCAAGAACCACAAGAGGAAAAGCAAGCGGGAGGGCAGGCUGCUAAACUGCGCUUAAAUGCCUCUAAAACACAGCCGCAAAGGGAGAUGUCUGUUCACCAGUAUUCAAAUAGAUACCCUCAAAAGAUUAUGAAGCGCAGCAGUUUGGGCCGCCUCCUCCAAAGGACGGUUAACCCUCCGCGACUCGGACCGUGCUACAGAGAUUCAGCUUCACCGUGGUAGACUUACCUCAAAAGAGGCCUCCAAGGAGCCCAUCAGGACAUGCAUGACUCUCUUCUGUGGUACUUGUGUCUGUCGUUACCUGUGAGAUUAUUUUUUCAUUUUGUCUUCAAAGUGCAAUAUAUUUCUACUCAUGAUGAGAAAACAAAAUACAAUGGAGCAGAUUCAGGCUCCAGUUGCUGCUAUAUGCCUUAUGACAUUGGCCUACAUCAAGCGGUGAGCAUCCGUGUUGCCUCCCAUUUGACUUUGAUGAUCGUUGCCCUACAUUAGCUUGUUAUCGGGUGAACUCAUUUGGCAUUUGCAACGUCGUUAAUGAGUCAGUAAUUCAACCCCUACCCGUAAACAGUGCUUUUAAUUAAAAUAACUUUAAUAUGUUUCAUACAUAUUCUCUCUCUCUCUCUCAGAAGAUAUAUUUAGAGAUGUUUUUGUUUUAGAAAAUGACUGAUUUGUACCCAUUGGUUCUUGAUUCAUUUGUUCCUCGAUUUGGCAACUUUGAAAAUUCAAGUAUGAGGUGCUUGUGAUUUAUUUUUCUUUCCUCAGAGUAUAGAUUUGGAUGUAAAUGUAUGAUACACUCCUAACAUCACUGUUGCCUGGGAAGUAAAUAAACACAUUGAGAACCAGUUAAGAUUAUCUGUGAUACAUCUGAACCCCCUGUUGACAGGGAAGACAAUUUGCUGAGGAAGGUUCAUGACUUAAUGCGAGCCACAUUGAAAUCUUCUAAAUCAGCGGUCCCCAAUCUUUUUUGCGCCACGGACCGGUUUAUGUCCGACAAUAUUUUCACGGACUGACAUUUAAGGUGUUGCGGAUAAAUACAACAAAA